Octodon degus (degu) is the source of this 942-nucleotide messenger RNA. RefSeq names its product olfactory receptor 7G2-like. Bases 4 to 942 code for a protein of 312 amino acids. The transcript has a single exon. Gene Ontology annotation, biological process: G protein-coupled receptor signaling pathway. Gene Ontology annotation, molecular function: G protein-coupled receptor activity; olfactory receptor activity. The record is from RefSeq and is a predicted model, not a curated record. Gene Ontology annotation, cellular component: membrane. Lineage: Eukaryota; Metazoa; Chordata; Mammalia; Rodentia; Octodontidae.
CACAUGGAAGCUGGAAAUGAAACAGCAGUCUCAGAAUUCCUUCUGCUGGGUCUGACUGAGGAUCCGGACCUGCAGCCCCUCAUCUUCAGCCUGUUCCUGUCCAUGUACCUGGUCACCAUCCUGGGGAACCUGCUCAUCCUCCUGGCCGUCUGCUCUGACUCCCACCUCCACACCCCCAUGUACUUCUUCCUCAUUAGCCUGUCCCUUACAGACAUUGGCCUCAGCUCAAGCACAGUCCCUAAGAUGCUGCUGAACAUCCAGGCACAAGUUCAGGGCAUCUCUUACCCUGGCUGCAUCACCCAGGUCUGUUUAGUUUUGGUUUUCAGCGGUUUGGAAACUUGUCUCCUUGCAGUGAUGGCCUACGACCGCUACGUGGCCAUCUGCCACCCACUUCGCUAUGCAGUUGUUAUGAGCACCCGCAUGUGUGUGGCACUGACUCUCCUGUCCUUGUCCAUUAGCAUCGUGGAUGGGCUUCUCCACAGUCUGAUGCUCCUAAGACUAUCCUUCUGUGCAGAGCUGAGAAUCCCACACUACUUCUGUGAACUCGCUCAGAUCAUCAGGUUCGCCUGUUCUGAUACUCUCCUUGAUAACAUAGUAAUAUAUGUGGCAGCUUGCCUCUUUGGUGGCGUUCCUGUGUUUGGAAUCAUGUUUUCUUAUACUCGCAUUGUAACCUCGAUCCUGAGAAGGUCGUCAUCAGAACGAAGAUACAAAGGCUUUUCUACUUGUGGGUCUCACCUGUCCGUUGUCACUUUGUUCUAUGGGACAGCUUUUGGGGUGUACAUUAGUUCUGCAGUGACCAACUCACCCAGAAAGAUGGCAGUGGCUUCAGUGAUGUAUUCUGUGGUUCCUCAAAUGCUGAACCCUUUCAUCUACAGUCUGAGGAACAGGGACAUGAAGGAAGCCUUGAGAAAAUUCCUUUGUAGAAAAGCUUCACUUAUCUAA